Messenger RNA from Eutrema salsugineum, 1343 nucleotides. RefSeq names its product serine/arginine-rich splicing factor RS2Z32. Gene Ontology annotation, cellular component: nuclear speck. The transcript has 6 exons. Gene Ontology annotation, molecular function: zinc ion binding; mRNA binding. Gene Ontology annotation, biological process: mRNA splicing, via spliceosome. The coding region runs from base 342 to 1085 and encodes 247 amino acids. The record is from RefSeq and is a predicted model, not a curated record. Lineage: Eukaryota; Viridiplantae; Streptophyta; Magnoliopsida; Brassicales; Brassicaceae.
CUUGAUAAUGCCUCGCUUUGAUGAUCGCUAUGGAAACACUCGCCUCUAUGUUGGCCGCUUGUCAUCUCGAACUCGUACCAGAGACCUUGAGCGUCUUUUUAGCAGAUACGGAAGGUUUCUGGGGGUUUGCCUAACCUGGAGAUGUUUGAUGAGUGGGUGGACUUGGUGGGAAUUCUCGCCAGGUGUAUAGAGAGUGCAUCGGCGAUUUUGUUUGUAGAUUCUUUUUUGCAUGUUUAUAGGGGAAAUGGCCUUGAAUCUCAAAAAUGGUGUUUGGAAGUACCUUUAAGUAAUGAUGGCCUUGAUUUUCUGGCAACAAUUUCCACAGAUUGCGAGAUGUUGAUAUGAAGCGCGAUUAUGCCUUUGUUGAAUUUAGCGAUCCUCGUGAUGCUGAUGACGCAAGAUAUUACUUAGAUGGACGAGACUUUGAUGGAAGUCGCAUCACUGUGGAGGCUUCGAGAGGGGCACCUCGUGGUUCUCGGGACAAUGGUAGUAGAGGUCCACCUCCUGGUUCUGGUCGCUGCUUUAACUGUGGUGUUGAUGGUCAUUGGGCUCGAGACUGCACAGCAGGAGACUGGAAGAACAAAUGUUACCGCUGUGGUGAAAGAGGACACAUUGAGAGAAACUGCAAAAACAGUCCUAGUCCAAAGAAGGGCAGGCAGGGUGGAAGCUACUCCAGGUCACCAGUUAAAUCCCGCUCCCCUCGCCGCAGAAGAAGCCCAAGCCGUAGCCGUAGUUACAGUCGAGGUCGUAGCUACAGUCGAUCACGAUCGCCAGUGAGAAGAGAGAGAAGCGUGGAGGAUAGAUCACGCAGUCCUAAGGCAAUGGAGCGAUCCGUAUCUCCCAAAGGCAAAGACCAAAGCAUGAGUCCAGACCGAAGAGUGAUAGAUGCAAGCCCAAAACGUGAAAGGCAAGACGGGUCAGACUAUGAAGGUAGCCCAAAAGAGAAUGGUAAUGGCAAGAACUCUGUGAGCCCCAUUAUGGGAGGUGAAGAAAGUCCUGUUGGACUUGAUGGUCAAGACAGGAGUCCCAUUGAUGAUGAGUCUGAGGUUAACCGUUCUUCCCCGAAAGGCAGCGAGUCACCUUGAUGGAUCAUUGCUCUCAACAGCUUAAAGCUCAGUGUAGCCUUGUGUGCCAAUUGAUGUUGUUACUUCCCCUUUCUUUCUCCUAAAUAUUUUCAGGCUCGUUGCGUGACAAUGCUUGACUUGCUUUCUUUGUUGACUCGUUGGUUUGUCUUUAGACAGCUUUUAAACUGUGUUAUCUUUACAAAUUUGUUUUAGCAAGACGCGUCCUCGUUUGUAGACUCUUGUAAGAAUAAAGCUUCGACUAUUGGUGCUUUGUUUCUA